CAUUUAAGUUUAAGACAUUCAUCUUUCCCAAGCAAUUUUAUUUUGAUUUUAAGCUAAAAAGCUGAAACAGACCCUCACCUCUUUCCCAUGUUCAGACUGGAAAUCUCGAAGGCCAAAAGAAAAAAACUUCAAAUCCAUCUUUCUCAUGUUCUUAAAACCCUCUAAAAACGCCAAACCCAAGUAUAAAAGCAAAGUAUAUUGCACCCACAAGCAAUAAUUGUAGCGCCGAAGCUAAUUUCAUUCGAUUCUGCUUUUUUGCCCUGUUUCUUCUGUUAUUUCCAAAACAUAAUCAAGCAUCGGUUUUUGUUCUGAGAUUCGAUCAUGGAUGAAUCUGAACGAUCCCCAAAGGUGUACUACGCCAGCAACCCCGGAGGAUCGUCGCCGUCUUCUGAUUCCUCCACCACCAGUGUCCACGUGACGGCGCUGGACGGGCUGGUGAACGUGAACUCACUGUUUACGAUCGCCGUCUUCGUGGGUCUGUCCUUGACUACACCUGGGCAACACAGCCUCGAGAACCCCUCCGCCUGCGACGCCGGCAUCGACGUGGUGAAGAAGCUUCUAGUCUUUGAAGUCGUCUCUUUCAGCUUCUUCCUCUUCUCCUCGCUUGUCGCCCAAGGGCUGAAGCUCGCCAUCAAUUUGCUCAACAGCAAAGAUGUGGAUGAAGUGUUCCGGGCCACCAUUAACCGGAAGGUGUUGAGGCUCGGGAUGAUGGGAUCCGCCGUGGGGUCGGUGAUGGGGUGCAUUUUCUUAGUUCUCUCGAUGGUGUACGUCAUCGAGAUCCGGUUGGGGAUGCUGUCGUGUGGGAGCAAGCCGGCGAUUCAUGCCGUUGGAGCUCUGGUCCUUCUGGUUUCCUCUGCUCUCGUGGUUUAUAUUUCCACUGCUUUUUAUGCUUUUAUGCACUGAGAAAACAGAACGGUACUCAUCCAUAAUUCUACUUCCACUUCGAUAAAAUUGUAAAUUUGUUUAUGGUUUUUGUGCUCUUUUUGUCAAAUUGAGCUUCUUAUUAUUAUUUAAAAAAAAAAAAAAAAGCCGUUUGCAUAAUCUGAAAUUAUAGCUUUGUUAUAAGCUUAAUUUCGGAUGGUUUUUGCAUUUUGUAGUUAAUAUGGUUUAGAUUUUUGGAUAUUUUAGAAGUGGAAGGGUAUCUAGCAGGGUGUAUUAGGGCAUGCCUUUUGUUUAAGAUCUAUUUGGAUUAGCAGUUAGCGAACAGAUUAUCACAAAACAACCAUCUCCAACAAAUAUCCGCUAUCAUCUUUUGGGUUGAGAUUAAGCUCUUGAUUUUUUUUUUCCUUUCUUUUUUUCUUUUACCUAAAUUAGGUUUGGGGAUAUGCCAAUGCCAUGGGUUGGAAUGUUAGAUUUAAGGCUUUGGCACAUGAGGAAGCAAUGCCGUUAUAUAUCACCACAGAUCAAAACCGAUUUUAAGUUGGAUAUUGAUCAUACUCUGCUGGGUUGGAGUCGAGAAUGGGUGUGGCUUCGUGGCAUAUGCAAGGGCCUCAAUAGAAAAGCUAGAAGGGUGCAGGUUGCCUUUACUGCUACUCUCUAUUUGCUAUGGAAGGGGAGGAAUUGUGGGAUUUUCAAGCAGAAAAUCACCAUUUUUCUGGUAUUGUGAGACAGGUGCUGCAAAUAGUGGAAGUUAGAGCUGGCUAGUUUUUUGUUCUUUUGUUUACGGAGUAUUUAGUCUGUGUAAACAUGGGUAUGCCUAAGUAGCUUUUUCUGUAAAUACCCAUUUGGGGUUUUGCAAUACAAGUACUUAUCAGUUAGAAUAAAAAAAAAAAAACACAGAUUUUAGGUUCUUAUGUCACUGCUUGUGUUGUAAUAUUGUGGGAUUCCAACGAGAUGGAAAUUUG
Molecule: messenger RNA, 1844 nt
Organism: Rubroshorea leprosula
Lineage: Eukaryota; Viridiplantae; Streptophyta; Magnoliopsida; Malvales; Dipterocarpaceae
Source: the annotation of a GenBank genome assembly